UGUUUGUUGACUGUUGUUAUAAUUUAAUUCGACGUAUGUUCAACUUCAUGACUUAGUUACUUUGAUCGGGUCAAAACUAACAUGAUUAACCACAUGAACUUCAAGGCAUAUAUAUCCUUGUGUCCUCUGGAAUCCAUAAUCCUGUUCAGGAACCCCGGUCUUUGUUUUCUGACUGAGAAGAUGACAUGGCUGGUUUUGGUGAAUGUCCUUGGCUUGAAAUUGUAGAAAGCAUUGAAAAUAUUGAUGAUGAAAACACAUGGAGCCCUCUCCUGCAGUGAUGAGAGUUCAUGUCUCUGUGACGAGCAUUUUAGGAGUAUCAUAACUGUUCCCAGGAGACAAGAGAAUGGAGUCUGUAAAUGUUGUUUUCCUUUCCUUCCUUUUUCUUUUACUUUGCUGUAGUGGCGUAGAUGGAAGCCAUCAGCUGUGGGGGGGCGUAGCUGAUGUCCCCUUCUCUCAUCCCGAUGAGUUUUUCCCCUUUGAAGGUCGUCCUGACAUGUUACAGCAGCAUGAUUGCUAUACAUUCAUUGUCAGCGUACUGGGGAACUUUGCUAGUGACCUGCUAGGUGGACUGGUGAGAUUGAAGUAUUUUGUCCUGUGGAUGGAAUACACUGAUUCCCUGUCCGACCUUGGCAGGGACCUGUCCUACAGUUUGGAUUCUCUUCUAAGCAGAGUUGAGACGAAAGUCAAGGUGGGCUUUGCUUUAAGCAAACACCAAAAUGGCCCACAUGCUAGCGCUUGGAGAUGGCAUGAAUGUUGCAAAAGCAGGGAGAUGUUCUGUAGAAAAUGUUGCCCAGGCAACAUCAGGAGCUGUGGUUCAGCAAAGAAUGGAAGAAGCUCUAGAGCAGCAGCAGUACGUUUGAGGAGAAGAACCAACAUUGGUUGUAAAAAGACUUCCUUUUCCAAAGACGAGGAUAUUUUGUCGUCAGCUGAAAAUCCUGAACCCUUGCAUCGCCCAAAGCCAGGGAAUUUUUCUGGACCCAAUUCCUAUAGGGAGAUGUGUUAUUUGACCUAUGAUUCACCUGAAAAGCAGAUUUGUUGUGGAGGUGUGCUCUUCAAUCAUAGAAAGUCUGUCUUCCGAGAGAAUCAUGAAGACGAUGUCCUAGCGCCACAGUGUUGUCACGGUAUUGGUUCUUUGCCAGGAGCCAAAGCUAUUGGUGAACUGCAGAGUCCACCUGAGGUCGAACCCUGUGAAUGGACACAGCAAAGUAAAACUCUUCCUGCUUGUUUCAAAUAUAUUUGGGACUUAAACAAGGGCAACGCUUCUUGCUGGAUCGAUGACCUGUCUUUAGAAUAUCCUCGUCUGCUUCCCUCCUCUGAGACCGGCCAGUUGGGUUUUCACAGAUGUACAAACGACCCAGACUCUCAUCUGCAUCUUUCUUGUGGGAGAGCAAUAUGCUGUAGUAGAGAAAAACGGUUUUGUUGCACAAAGUCCAGAUGGCCUGACGAAGCGUUUUCCCCUGUGAACAGAGUAAUAAGUGAAUCUGACAAAAUCAAUUCUACUCUCCUGAUGGGAAAUAUUUUCCCAAGUAAUGGGUCUUCUAUUCCAUCUAUUGAGUUAGGAACAUGCGCUGGCAAUAUGAUAUCUUUUGUAGAUAGUCCUUCUAGGAAAGCUAGAUGCUGGCUGAAAGAGAAACAGUUUUGUGAAAUCAAGUUGAAGGGUGUCAACAGCUCGGUAUUGAUUUGUCCUGAAUCAGACCAAUUCUUUUUCGGCUUACAUGCAGGGUAUGUUUAUGUAGUUGUAGCUUCAUGCCUACAAGCAUUCCUCUGUCUGUUUGCCGCUUCUGUUUGGAUAAAAGGAAUCUUGCCUCUGGUAAUGAAUUCGCCAGUUUUGCGAAAGAACAUAUUACAUGCAUGCAAGACACUGAAUUUCAACGCUCAAUGCCUGCCCUCUGUUGAUGAAUCCAGUACAGAGUAUUUUGAUGGUUUUGUGUGUUAUGAUUACAGCUUUGAUGUGCAAAGUUUGGCUGCUAAGGAUUACCUCAAAUGCUCAAAGGGUGACUUCCUUUAUGAGGUUUUGUACAAUUCACACCGUACUACUCCUGUGGUACAAAAGGAGUAUUUUGUGAACCCAGUAUUUGCCGUCGACCGUGUAGCUUCAUUCCACCCACUGUUAAGCGACCGUUCUGAGCUCGGUGGUGACUUAAAGUUCUUCAUUCCCUUGUCAGCAGCAGGGUUCAGGUACAUUAAGGAAAGCUCUCUGGUCUCCUGCGAUGGAUGUGGUGCCAGGCAUGAAAUGAGCGAGCUCACGUCUGCACCCUCCCACCCUCGCUACCAUACCCCAGCAGGAUGCUGCUUUGCCAGCAAGGAGAGUGGUACCCUGCCGGACUUGCCGAAACGUCCCAUCACGUUGGGCCCUCUAGCCAUUUCUGCCACAGCCUCAGCAACUAAUGCAACGGACCAUAAUGAGGAUCCUCUCAUUGAUGAAGGUCUUGGGUUGGAUGACAUACAGGAAGACGGUGCUCCGUCUGCUGCACAAAGUAGUGGGCAUGCAAGUGGUGGCACCACAGGGGCUAUUCCAUCUGCUAAGCCAUUGCCAUCUUCAUCUUCGGUCUCAUCAGCUAAGACAACAUCAUUAUCAUCAACAACAUCAUCAUCAUCAUCGUCAGCAUCAUUAUCAAUGUCAGCAUCAUCACCCUCAGCCUCAGCCUCAGUUUCAGCAUCACUGACUUCAGCUUCUCAUGCAGUGGCCGGACAAGGACAUGACUAUGAGUCGCAGUUUGGUCAGACAGCGGAGAGGCAACUUCUCCAGCGCAGCCGAAGUGUGUCGAAAAGCAGCUCGGCGUCCUCGGGCUACAGCUCGGCAUCCUCGGGCUACGGCUCGGAACCUGACAUACAGGACAAAGUCUAUCAAGAUUGGGCUAACAAUAUGAUCCGACCAGAGGCUUUGGAGACGAAGAAGAUGACACACCUGGAGUGUGUGAGAGACACCAGCUGCGACAGAAAUGACCAUUUUGGCUACAUCAUGGCCCAGAAACUGCAGUUAGUACAUCUGCCUGACGCAGUGAAAAGCCUGGAGGUGAUCACUCUGCUCCGCCUCUUCUACAAGCUGGUGGUGCGCGUGGUCGUCAAGACUUCACGUGCGAGGAGCACUGGCGGUUUCAUCAUUGGUUCCGGAUAUGUUUUCUUGUGGGGGGAGAGUUCCAAUGGGGACACUGAGUCGCGGCCCCAGAAUGGAGCCUCCUCUUUCAAGUGGCUGAAGAAGCAUGUGCCCUCUGCUUUACGGAAACUUCCCGGGGAUGUAUCGAGGAUAUACAUCCAGACUCACAGGCAUGUGGUGCAAAACAACAAAGAAGCUUCUGAUACCAAAGUGGAGUUCCAGUUCUUCCAUGGAAGUCGUAAGAACGUCAUCUCCAUCUCUGGCGAAGAAGUGCUGCACAGCAAAGUACCGGGGGACGACACCUCUAUUUUGGUGUGUCGAACACGCGAUGUGCAGCUGUGUGUGAAUGUGAACAGGUGGCGACAAGAGUUUUUGGAUUAUGCUGCAAAUUUGCCGGCACAUGAUAAAGAGGCGAUGAUGAGGACUGUUCUGACCGUCUCCCACCCUCACGGUGCCCCCAUGGUUGUGUCCCAUGGUAUAGCAGACGAGAGGCUGUACACAACAGAAGAAAUGCCAGAUGGACGCUCAAGAGUCGUACAAAUUCCUGCAGAAAGAGCAUUGUCAAGCUCUGGCAUGGUGUGGAAGAUUUUGGCUUACACGGCGUGCACAUGUGAGGGAAGCAGUGGGGCUGCGAUUCUCCGCUACCAAAAGACGGGCGUGGAUGCUGGAGGCAGGGACAUUCUGGAGCUUGGAGUGUGGAUGCACAGUGGAGUCGACAAGAACGGAUGUGGGGUUUCUGUUCUCAAAGUCUGCCAAGCUUCAGAUUUCGAAAUUCUCCGUCAAAGACUGAUCAGUGAGAGGAACAAGAGACAGACCUCGGGUUCAUCCUCAUCAGGCAGCUCCUCCAACCCUCAGCGACCUGUGAAACUGAGCGUGAACGGAAUGAACAACCCAAACUUUGUGCUUUAUCGCACCCGACUCGAGACGUACUCAACUUUCCCGGAGCAUGUCAAACAGUUCCUGAACCCUAAAGAUCUUGCUUUCGCAGGAUUCUUCUUUGCAGGGUAUCAGGACUGUGUGCGAUGCUUCUGCUGUGGCCUUGGCCUUAGAAGUUGGCGACCAGGUGACAAUGUGUACCGGGAACACAAGAGACACAAAGCGGACUGCAAGUACCUGAAGGCACAGCUGGCUGUACUGGGCCCAGACAUUCUGUCGGACACCAACUCUGGUUCUCUGCGUAACUACACAGACCUCCCACGAGACGGGCAGCCGGCUCAGACAGAAACACCAAACACCCCAGAGGAAGCGAACCUUCAAGUCAGCCUUCCGCCGGAAGGUGCUGUUAUGUCAGCAGCUGACAUGUCCACAGGCACAGAGCAGCGUCCACAUUCCAUCGUCCCAGUCUCUGGAGUUGCGGUUAGUCGGACACCGCCCGUGUCGCUGGCCAUAGCCAAUUGUGUUGGCGCGACUGCUGGGUCACAUCCAAACCAAGCACCUGGAUGCAUAGAGAAAUCAACACAGAAUGUCUCCCUACUGAAAGUUCUUAAAAAGGAAAACGAUUUACUUCAGAAGCAGUUCCAGUGCCGUAUUUGCUUACAGCGCUCGGUCAAGGAGCUCUUCUUGCCCUGCGGAGAUCUCUACACUUGUUCCGCUUGUGCUAAGAUCCUGACCCAUUGCCCCUGUGGCGAAAAAAUUCUUGCCACUGUAUCAACAUAUUUUGUCUAAAAGUUCUCUCGAAUUGAGUUUGUAACAUCUUGAAAUGAUAUUUUAGAACCAAUCCAGAAGCUGUACACUCCAUUUUAGAACUGGUUAGCGUUUUUUGUUUUUAACUGGAGAAAAAAAAUAAUCGAGCGAAAGGACAGAUUUUGUCAAUUUGUCUCAAAUUUCACUCACAUUUGAGUGUACAAAGAAAAUCAAUUUUCAGUCAAAUUUGAUUGCCUCCCAGAAAAUUGAAGUUUUUAUUUGUAAUGAGGCCGCAGGACUUUCAUAACAACUUUUGAGACGCAUGUUUUCGUUAAAGACUUGCUCAGCCUGUGAGCACUUCUGUGGUAGUUUCAUUCUGUUGAUGAUUCAUCAGUAUAGUUACAUCCCCGAUCAGUCCAUCACACUUGGUGUAAAUCCAUUUAUUUUUCCUCGAGUGAUCUUGGGAAAUGUAAACAUCUAAUAUAGCAAACCCUUAAUAAUGUAUUAACAUGCCUUAAUGGCAGUUCCUCAUUCUAGAUUCAUUAUGGGUGAUUCAUCAUUAUUGACAGUAACCAACUGUGUUAUUAAGUAACAGAUAUCUUAACAGUCUGAUUGAUUCAUUCAUGAAUGAGAGGUACUGCUACCGUCAUUUAGUAGCAGAAAUCUAAGUCGGAAAUUAUACCUCUAAUUUGAACAAGAGUUCAGUUUGGCUUUUUUUUUCUACAUUUUUUUUCUUAACUAAGUGACAACUGAAUUUUGCGGACAGAUGUGUCAGGCGUAUAUACAGUUUUUAACUAUGAAAUGAAUCCAACUUUCCUGUCUUUUGGUGUAUUUUAGGGUCUGUUAGAGAUGAAACACUCAGAGGAAUUUCCAAGACGUGUUAACGUUCAUAAGGGAUUUGUCAAUCAAGUCCAGACUUGAAAAAAUGAAAAUGCCUUUACAAAACGAAUACCCAGGUUAUACAUCAUUUUCUCCAGCACUGCUAUAGGAACUUCCAAUAAGACAGGCCAAACCAUUGAAGGAAGGAAGGAAAGGAAGGGGCUAGGGGGUGCAGAGAAGGCAAGGACAUGAUAUGAUGAUAAUGAUUGUAGACUUGAUCAUGACAGGCUCAUUCUGCUGUACACAGUUGGGUGCAAACUUGAUUUGUCACGUGAAAGUCCAGGGGGUUCAAGUCCAAAUUAUUUUCAUUUAUCUAUCCUGAAAUUUUCGUCUUCCUCCCUCUUACCUUUGAGAUCAAGUGAAAAUGACUUUCCUCAUUUCAAAAAGGCCUUAAAAGUUCAAUAGAACCAGUGGUGUUGCUGGGCUAGGGUAGGACCUGUGUGUGGUGUGAAACUGAUAGAUUUUUAAUGCAGAAGAAUCUAGGCAGUGAGGUGGUGCUAGGUUUGGAGCCAAGGUUUCCGUAGCUAUGUGUGCCUCUAGACUCGUCCUUGCGACAGUCCCAAGCCUGUAAAACUCAGAGGGCAAAAUUUGGUCACGUCAUUUUGGUAACUCACUAUCGGAACUGACCAUAUAUAUCACAGUGAACACUUUCUAAACUUCUUCAGAAAGAAACAAAAGAAGGUUUCUUGAAACGAAUUUGGGGAUUGCAGAAUGAUGCCUAUGAAAAUCCCCCUCCCCCCCCCUUCCCCAAAUUCGUUUCUUGAGAUCCGGAGAUAAAGCCGUCAUUUGAAAUAAGAUAUUAAGGGACAUCUUAGCCUGCCAUUUGGAAUACAAUCUUGUAUAAAAUCAGGUAAGCUGCAACUUUGACCCAAUUUGAAAAAGAGCCUGUAGACUCAUUUCUUUAACACCGGGUCUUGGAUAUCGACUUUUCUCAUUUUUCUUGUUCCCCAUUUCCAUCUAUUUAACUCAUAAUUUCGAAUAAACUGCAAAUCUUUCUUUCAUUUUCUCAAAACUUUGGAAAAAUGACUCUGAUGAUGUGCAUUUUCGAUAAGUGCUGGCAAAGGAUGUGAUUAUUUACUGUAUCUUUAACCAAAGGUCUUUCAUGUUGUUUUUCGUCUUUUUGUUCUUGUCUUUUCCAGUUUUGUGCUGGAAACAUGAAAUUGCUGUUGUUUUGGGCGGGGGGGUUGUCAGGUGGUUGUUUUUUUGAGUUGCCUACUCUUUAUUUUGGUAAAAGAUGAUUUGCUGCUCAAUAUGAUUUCAAAUUACAAUUCUUUUGCAUUCUUAGUGAUCUCAUCCAGAUUUAUGUUCCAUCUAGAUCACUAAGAUCAGGCGAUCAGUAUCUUUUUAGGGUUCCUAGAAAAGGGGGUAAAAAAAAAAAGUAAAAUAAAA
Aplysia californica (California sea hare) is the source of this 6988-nucleotide messenger RNA. RefSeq lists its product as uncharacterized. The transcript has 14 exons. Bases 344 to 4762 code for a protein of 1472 amino acids. Gene Ontology annotation, cellular component: nucleus; spindle microtubule; cytoplasm. NCBI's taxonomy places the organism in Eukaryota, Metazoa, Mollusca, Gastropoda, Aplysiida, Aplysiidae. Gene Ontology annotation, biological process: regulation of cell cycle. The record is from RefSeq and is a predicted model, not a curated record.